This is a messenger RNA of Guyanagaster necrorhizus, 834 nucleotides long. RefSeq lists its product as uncharacterized. The record is from RefSeq and is a predicted model, not a curated record. Lineage: Eukaryota; Fungi; Basidiomycota; Agaricomycetes; Agaricales; Physalacriaceae. The transcript is spliced from 5 exons. Bases 1 to 834 code for a protein of 277 amino acids.
AUGCUAUCUUUGAACGUUACGCCGCCGACCCUUUCGUACGAGGGCCUCGACCGUGUUCUUGCUUUUCAGGCCUACCUCUCCCCAAGUGUCACGCGAAAGAGGACAAGGCAUACUCUUCCGACCUCAUUUGUCUCUGCCGUACAGUGGAAUGAGUCGCAUCAGCGCAUCGUAGUCAGUUGGUCUAAUCACAUUCCGUCCGAUCCCCUCGAGCAGGAACUGAUGCACCCCAUGCACAGAAUCAUCGAAAGGGUACAAAAUGCGGUGUCUACGCCAACAGAUGGAAGACGGACGAUCAGUUCAGACAUCUUGGAUGCAUACGAGUACGUUGAGAAUUUGGCGUUCCACCGCAUAAUCAGUCUCCUAAGUUCGCUGUUCCUGCUGUGCCCGUCUCUACGCCCACUGGACGAUGACAAACCGAACGAAGCGAGCCUCGAUAUCGAACGUGGAGCAAAAUUAGGUUUUUCCUUGGGUGUCUUCUACCGCGUUGUCAUGGAAGGCGGCAGCGUACCCAGGCACAAGCUCUGCGAGUACAAAAUUAAGGCCGCUUGGAAGACUCACAAGAAAGUAUGUGGGAAACUAGGACAGCGAGAGCAGGCGUUACCGGUAUAUAUAAUCGAUUUAGCGCCAUCUUCUGGUUCACUUAUUUGGUUCAGUCGCAGGAAAGUCAGUCUCGACAAGUUUACGUGGGAGAGAUUCGCAGAAAGGCUUGAAACCCAGACUGCGCCGAUAGCCAUGUUAAGAGAAGACAUGCAGCCAAUGGACGAACAAUCUAGGCGGCAGCUUUGGGAUACCAUAAAGCGUGUAGAGAGAGGAUUACAGCUUAGUCUCGGAUAA